UUUUCUAGCCAUGAAAUGGACAGUGAGUCACACAUCAGUGAGACAAGUGACCGCAUGGCAGACUUCGAGAGCAGCUCUAUUAAAAAUGAGGAAGAGAGCAAGGAGGUUUCAAUACCACUGGAAGACUCUACUGUAUCUGAUAGUUUAGAACAAAUGAAAGCCGUAUAUAAUAACUUCCUCUCCAAUUCCUACUGGUCCAAUCUCAAUUUGAACCUUCACCAGCCGAUUUCAGAAAAAAACAAUGGUAGCAGCAGCAGUAGCAGCAGCAGCAGUAGCAGUUGUGGAAGUGGCAGCUUUGACUGGCAUCAGACUGCUAUGGCUAAAACACUGCAGCAAGUUUCUCAGAGCAGAAUUCUUCCUGAACCAAGUCUUUUUAGCACAGUUCAAUUGUACAGACAAAGCAGUAAGCUUUAUGGCUCUAUAUUUACCGGAGCCAGUAAAUUCCGCUGUAAAGACUGCAGUGCUGCCUAUGAUACUUUAGUAGAAUUAACAGUGCACAUGAAUGAAACGGGACAUUAUCGAGAUGACAACCAUGAAACUGAUAACAAUAACCCCAAAAGAUGGUCCAAACCUCGUAAACGUUCUUUGCUUGAGAUGGAAGGGAAGGAAGAUGCCCAGAAAGUAUUAAAGUGUAUGUACUGUGGUCAUUCAUUUGAAUCUCUUCAGGAUUUGAGUGUUCAUAUGAUUAAAACAAAACACUACCAAAAAGUGCCUCUGAAGGAACCUGUUACACCUGUAGCAGCAAAAAUUAUCCCAGCUACUAGAAAGAAAGCAUCACUGGAGCUUGAACUUCCAAGUUCUCCAGAUUCCACAGGUGGGACACCAAAAGCAACAAUCUCAGAUACCAAUGAUGCACUUCAAAAGAAUUCUAAUCCUUACAUUACGCCAAAUAAUCGCUAUGGUCACCAGAAUGGUGCCAGCUAUGCCUGGCACUUUGAGGCGAGGAAAUCUCAAAUUCUGAAGUGCAUGGAGUGCGGAAGUUCGCAUGACACUCUGCAGGAACUCACGGCUCACAUGAUGGUGACGGGACAUUUUAUUAAAGUCACUAAUUCUGCCAUGAAAAAAGGGAAGCCAAUUAUAGAAGCCCCAGCGACACCAACAAUAACGUCCCUAGUAGAUGAGAAAGUACAGUCUGUGCCGCUAGCUGCCACCACUUUUACGUCUCCUUCCAAUACACCUUCUAGUGUUUCCCCUAAAUUAAAUGUUGAAAUAAAAAAAGAAGUAGAUAAAGAAAGAGGCAUUGCUGAUGACAAAAUGAAAGACAAAGAAAAGUCAAGUGAAGAUGAGGAGAAGUAUGAUAUCUCCUCAAAAUACCAUUACUUGACUGAAAAUGACCUAGAAGAAAGCCCUAAGGGGGGAUUAGAUAUAUUGAAGUCUUUAGAAAACACAGUUACAUCAGCUAUAAACAAAGCUCAGAAUGGCACGCCAAGCUGGGGUGGCUACCCCAGCAUUCAUGCUGCCUAUCAGCUGCCUAAUAUGAUGAAGCUGUCAUUGGGUUCAUCUGGGAAGAGUACACCAUUAAAACCUAUGUUUGGAAACAAUGAACUAGUAUCGCCAACUAAAAACCAGCCCUUGGUGUCUCCACCAAGCAGUCAGACCUCACCUGUGCCAAAAACAAACUUUCAUGCCAUGGAAGAAUUGGUCAAGAAAGUCACUGAGAAGGUGGCUAAAGUGGAGGAAAAAAUGAAAGAGCCUGAAGGAAAGCUUUCUCCAAUGAAGCGUGCAACGCCUUCGCCAUGCAGUAGUGAAGUCAGUGAACCCCUUAAGAUGGAGUCCUCCAAUGAUGGUGUCUUUAAAAGCCAGCAGAACAGCCCAGUCCCUCAGAGAGAUGGCUGCAAGGACAGUCCAACUGUAGAACCUGUGGAAAAUGGGAAAGAGCCUGUUAAGUCCAUUGUAAGUUCUUUAAGUAGCAGCACAGCUAUCAUUACUGAUCACCCUCCCGAACAGCCAUUUGUAAAUCCGUUAAGUGCACUGCAGUCUGUCAUGAAUAUUCACCUUGGGAAGGCAGCAAAGCCAUCUUUGCCAGCUUUGGAUCCAAUGAGCAUGCUUUUUAAAAUGAGCAACAGUUUGGCGGAAAAGGCUGCAGUGGCCACCCCACCUCUACAGUCCAAAAAACCAGACCACUUAGACCGUUAUUUUUAUCAUGUCAACAAUGACCAACCCAUAGAUUUGACGAAAGGCAAGAGUGACAAAAGCUGCUCUUUGGGUUCAGCGCUUUUGUCAUCCACAUCGACAUCUUCUGCAUCUUCUUCAUCUACAGUGACAACAGCAAAGACAUCUGCAGUCGUGUCAUUCAUGUCAAACUCGCCGCUACGCGAGAAUGCCUUGUCAGAUAUAUCUGAUAUGCUGAAGAACCUGACAGAAAGUCACACAUCAAAAUCUUCCACACCUUCCAGCAUAUCUGAGAAAUCUGACAUUGAUGGUACCACAAUAGAGGAACCAGAAGAGAGUACACCAGCUCAGAAAAGGAAGGGACGUCAGUCUAACUGGAACCCUCAGCACUUGCUCAUAUUGCAGGCCCAGUUUGCAGCUAGUCUACGGCAGACGUCAGAGGGAAAAUACAUCAUGUCAGACUUGAGCCCUCAAGAAAGAAUGCACAUUUCCAGGUUUACGGGACUUUCAAUGACCACAAUUAGCCACUGGCUAGCCAAUGUGAAAUACCAGCUCCGAAGGACGGGGGGAACUAAGUUCCUUAAAAAUUUGGACACUGGGCACCCAGUGUUCUUUUGUAAUGACUGUGCGUCACAGAUCAGAACUCCGUCAACUUACAUCAGUCAUCUUGAAUCGCAUCUGGGUUUCAGGUUAAGAGACUUGUCCAAACUGUCCACUGAACAGAUUAACAAUCAGAUAGCACAAGCAAAGUCACCGUCUGAAAAACUGGUGACGUCCUCUCCAGAGGAAGAUAUCGGAACUUCUUAUCAGUGCAAACUUUGUAACAGGACUUUUGCAAGCAAGCAUGCUGUUAAACUUCAUCUUAGUAAAACACAUGGGAAGUCACCAGAGGAUCAUCUUCUGUACGUUUCGGAGUUAGAGAAGCAGUAGCAUUUGCUUUUGAUUAAAAUAACUGUAAUUUGCUUUGAGGAAAACUGUCAAAGACGCCUUAAAGCUACUGUUUAGUUCUUGGCACAUGUUCUUAUUUUAACUCCAGAGUCGCUCUGGGCUGAACUGUUUUGUAUAACUGUACAGUGUUUAAAUAGAGGUGCAUAAUCAGCUGUUGUUACUGGUAAAAUAUGAAGGUUAAAAUGCAGUGGUAAGUGUUUGGAACUUUGUGUAAAUUGGAUUUAGUUGCUGUGCAUCCCUCUGAUGCAUCAAGCUGCAUGCAUUAACAGACAGUUUAAUUAAGCAUUUAUAACUAAUUCUGGUGCACUUUUUUCAUGUGACCUAAGUGUGCUGGUAUUUCUCACCCUAUAAUCUUUAGCCCUCUGAGUACUUUG
Molecule: messenger RNA, 3434 nt
Organism: Gavia stellata (red-throated loon)
Lineage: Eukaryota; Metazoa; Chordata; Aves; Gaviiformes; Gaviidae
Gene: TSHZ3
Product: teashirt zinc finger homeobox 3
Exons: 1
Coding region: 16-3042 (1008 amino acids)
Biological process (GO): regulation of transcription by RNA polymerase II
Cellular component (GO): nucleus
Molecular function (GO): DNA binding; DNA-binding transcription factor activity, RNA polymerase II-specific
Source: RefSeq, a predicted model, not a curated record